AUGGCCCUUGAGGAGCGUUUUGAGGUUCUCAAGGAGAUUGGCGACGGUAGUUUCGGUAGCGUCGUCCUUGCCCGCGUCCGCAGUGCUGGCUCCAAUGUUGCCCGUCGUGGCACCGUCAUUGCCAUCAAGACGAUGAAAAAGACCUUUCAAUCCUUCACGCCAUGCCUGGAGCUCCGUGAAGUCGUCUUUCUGCGCACACUGCCGCCGCACCAACACCUCGUGCCUGCUCUCGACAUCUUCCUCGACCCCUUCAGCAAGAAGCUGCACAUCUGCAUGGAGUACAUGGAGGGUAACCUCUACCAGCUCAUGAAGGCAAGGGACCACAAGUGCCUCGACAACGCCAGCGUCAAGAGCAUUCUCUUCCAGAUCAUGCAAGGUCUCGAGCACAUCCACGCCCACAACUUCUUCCACCGCGACAUCAAGCCCGAGAACAUCCUCGUCUCGUCCUCCGGUCACCAAGAGACCUCGAACUCCUUCCGCCGUUACUCAUCUCUCGUCACACCACCCUCGACGCCUCCCUCGUACACGGUCAAGAUUGCCGACUUUGGCCUCGCCCGUGAAACCCACUCCAAGCUGCCGUACACCACUUACGUCUCGACACGGUGGUACCGUGCACCUGAGGUCCUGCUUCGCGCCGGCGAGUACUCGGCGCCUGUCGACAUCUGGGCUGUCGGUGCUAUGGCCGUCGAGGUGGCCACCCUUAAGCCGCUCUUCCCAGGUGUCAACGAGGUAGACCAGCUCUGGCGCGUCUGUGAGAUCAUGGGUAGCCCCGGCAACUGGUACAACAAGGCCGGCCAACGUGUUGGCGGCGGCGAGUGGCGGGAGGGCUCGCGCCUUGCGGGCAAGCUGGGCUUCUCCUUCCCGAAGAUGGCACCUCAUGCCAUCGAUACGAUUCUGCAGGCACCGCAAUGGCCAGCAUCACUGAGCCACUUCGUCACCUGGUGUCUGAUGUGGGACCCCAAGACGCGGCCCACUUCAACACAGGCCCUGGCCCACGAGUACUUUGUAGAUGCUGUUGACCCUCUGCGCCCCAAGUCGUCUGCUUCACGCAUCCUGGGCCGCAAGCAGUCGGAUCUCGGCCGCGCGUCCAAGGACUCCGGCUCGUCGACCCCUACUUCUGUCAAGCAACCAUGGUACCGCAAGUCACUCAUUGGCCGCUCCGAGCCAGCUCCCGAGGCGACCGCCGGAUCUAAAGAUCCCGCUGGUAUUUUGGCUCCCCUUUCUACAAUGGUGACAUCGCCCACCGCGGCAUCCGUCGCCGUGCCACAAGCAGGACCUCCGCCUGCCCAGGCACCAACACCGGCGUUGGUUCCUUCUCACGCACAGUUGCCCACGCGGGCACCAGUUCCGUCGCAGGCCAUUGCCACGCCUGCUGUUGUACAGGUUGCUCCACAGGUACCAGCUGGUCCGCGCCCAGCGCCAGAGCAGCACCAGUCUGCUGAGGCCAUCUUGCCCAAGGUGCGGCCGGCCGCCAGCAAGCGGACGACCUGGACAAACGGCCCGUCUAACGUGGCACCGAUGCCCAUUCUCCCCACGAUCCGUCCCAUUUCACCAAUGUCCGAUGCUGUGACGGCACAGGCCAACAACCGGACGCCCAUGUACAACGAUGCGUACGCGAAUGCCGCUGGCCGGGCAGACGAAAAGACACCCAAGAAGAUUGGCCGCCAGCUGUCCGUUGCCUCCAGCACUAACCACUAUGCCGACCUCCACCGCCAGCAGGCCGAGCAGGCUCUGAAUGGAAACACGGGCCUCGUUUCGCCGCCCAGCGCCCAUAAGGAGAGCUUCUUCUCCCACCUCCGCAAGCGGGCACGUCGCUUCUCUGGCCGCCACCAGACGCCCAUCUCACCAGCAUACGAUGAGAUGGAGGCUCAAGCAGGUUGCGGUCCUUGGGCCAGCAACCGCUCGUCCAUGGUGAUUGACCAACAGACGCAGGCUUCGUACAUGCCCAUGGCUGUUCCAGUGCAGAGCACCUCGGCGCUCCCCACCAGCAACACGUACGAUUCACUCGAAAAGCAGGGCCACGCUGGCGAUGCCAACAGCGGCUACCUGCCAACCAUCCCGGCACAUGGCUCAACGAGCAACCUGACGACUUCGGCAACCAUGGGUGCUACGGUGGGCGUGCCUCCGGCAGGUGUGACCAACCUCAAGCGCCACCACUCGCUGCCUCACCACCAACCGCGCUCCGUUGACAACCUUCUUGUUGCGGCACGCAGUGGUGGUGGCCCUAUCUCGAGCAGAACACGGCGGGCACAGGCUACGCAGGGCGUGUACCAGUACGACGCACCUGAUGAGGAGGACGAGUUGCUUGACGAAGUUCUCAACUCGACCCACCGUGCCAUGAAGCGUCUUGAAAAGGAUGGCAAGCCGGCCCUGCGGCAAUCGGUUAGCAACAUUGCCAUUUCGAACCCCUACCCGACGCCGUCACCUUCCGCCAGCGGCCACAACGUUCUGUUUGGUGACAGCAAUGAAGCUGUCACACCUAAGCCGUUGGACCUCGGCAAGAAGGCUGCUGGCGACUAUAAGUGGCCCACACCUCCUUACGACGAGAACGACUGGGCCGCCUCUGCAUCUGCCAGCAUCUGGGCUGCGAGUAACCGAUUCUAA
Messenger RNA from Sporothrix brasiliensis 5110, 2604 nucleotides. RefSeq names its product meiosis induction protein kinase IME2/SME1. NCBI's taxonomy places the organism in Eukaryota, Fungi, Ascomycota, Sordariomycetes, Ophiostomatales, Ophiostomataceae. The record is from RefSeq and is a predicted model, not a curated record. Gene Ontology annotation, cellular component: cytoplasm; nucleus. The transcript has a single exon. Gene Ontology annotation, biological process: protein phosphorylation; intracellular signal transduction. Gene Ontology annotation, molecular function: ATP binding; protein serine/threonine kinase activity. The coding region runs from base 1 to 2604 and encodes 867 amino acids.